AUGCGAGUCAGACGCAACACACGUUGCGCUCGUGGUCUUUGCGUUUUUAUAGCGUUUAAUGGUGCACAUUUUCACGCGUCUUCAUCGCUAUCCGUGCUUCAGUGCUUGCUGCAUUGCAUAGCGGCUCAUGGUGGAAUUAUGCGUGUAGCUGUUUCUCGAGAAAUUGUCGUACUUGUUCGCGAGCGCCAUGUAUCAGUGGUCAAGACUGAGUAA
Molecule: messenger RNA, 213 nt
Organism: Plasmopara halstedii
Lineage: Eukaryota; Oomycota; Peronosporomycetes; Peronosporales; Peronosporaceae
Exons: 2
Coding region: 1-213 (70 amino acids)
Source: RefSeq, a predicted model, not a curated record